UUUCAGUCUAGAGUCAUAUAAUGUACUUAUCUAUAGUCUUCGAGAACCGCGCUUGUACAAAUUUAGAUGGCCAUGAGAGAAUGAUUAAUAAGUACUUAAUAAUAUGUUUAUAGGUAUACUGGCGAACUGUGUUCUUGCUAAUUUACGUAAUAACUGUAAUUUAAUAAAACUACAUCAUUUAAAUCUUAAGUAAAUAUGUACCAACCUUUAAAGUUUUUUAUGCAUACGCUGACUUUCCUACAAGUGGAUUGUUAAUACCGCAAAAGAAAAUUUAAUAGCAGUUUUACGAAUUAUUUUAAUCAUCAGAAAUUUGUCGCUUUGUGCUUUAAAAUCAAAAUAUAAUUUUUAAUUUAUUAAAAUGAGUGUCCCCGUUGCUGUUGGAUCUACGUUCUUUGGUUGCAUGAGUAAUGUUGUAUUUCUUGAACUUCUAGUAAAGCAAGAUCCAGGAAUUGGAAAUUUAAUAACUUUUUCUCAAUUUUUGUUAAUUGCGAUCCACGGAUUUAUAUUUACUGCAAAAUUUGGUACAAAGAAACCAAAUAUUAGCGUUAAAGGUUACCUGAUUUUAGUUUCAAUGUUUUUCAUAACCAAUGUUUUAAAUAACUAUGCAUUUGAUUUAAAUAUUGCUAUGCCACUACAUAUGAUAUUUAGAGCUGGUUCUUUAAUAGCAAAUAUGAUCAUGGGAAUAGUCAUAAUGAAAAAAAAGUAUACACUCGACAAAUAUCUUUCUGUUGCUAUGAUAACAGCUGGUAUUUCUGUUUGCACUAUAGUCUCUAGUCAAGAUGUUAAAAAAACUGUUAUACGAGGUGUUGAACAAAAUACGAGUGAGCUUGAGGAUUUCUUUUGGUGGUGCUUAGGGAUAUCAUGUUUAACUGUGGCAUUGUUUAUUUCUGCUCGGAUGGGAAUUUAUCAAGAAACAUUAUACAAGAAACAUGGAAAACAUCCUCAGGAAGCAUUAUUUUAUACGCAUGUACUACCAUUACCGUGGUUUGUGUUUCUCUAUUCUAACCUAAAGGAACAUAUCACAAUGGCAUUUGAAAGUGAACCAUUGCCUCUUAUUGGAUUGGGUAUACCUAGUACAGUUGUUUAUCUAAUCGGUAAUGUAGCUACACAAUAUAUUUGUAUAAGUUCUGUAUACUUUUUAACUACAGAGUGUUCAUCAUUGACAGUAACGCUGGUUUUAACGCUCAGAAAAUUUACUAGUUUAUUGUUUAGUAUAUUAUAUUUUAGCAAUCCAUUUACAAUUUACCAUUGGAUUGGGACCAUUUUAGUGUUUGGUGGGACGAUCAUCUUUACUGAAGUACCACAAAAAGUUAAACAAAUGACAACACAAAAGAAAAUCAAAACCAAAUAGAAAGUAUUGUCUUGUUUUGUACAGAUAAAUAAUUGUUGGGUAUAUUUUUAUAAAUAUUUAUCUACUUUUUAGAACAAUAAAAAUAUUUAAAUGUGUUAUAUA
This is a messenger RNA of Adelges cooleyi (spruce gall adelgid), 1453 nucleotides long. RefSeq names its product UDP-xylose and UDP-N-acetylglucosamine transporter (gene Efr). The transcript is spliced from 8 exons. Bases 359 to 1351 code for a protein of 330 amino acids. Gene Ontology annotation, molecular function: UDP-xylose transmembrane transporter activity; UDP-N-acetylglucosamine transmembrane transporter activity. Gene Ontology annotation, biological process: transmembrane transport. The record is from RefSeq and is a predicted model, not a curated record. Gene Ontology annotation, cellular component: endoplasmic reticulum membrane; Golgi membrane. NCBI's taxonomy places the organism in Eukaryota, Metazoa, Arthropoda, Insecta, Hemiptera, Adelgidae.